AUGGAUUCUUCUGUUGGUACAUCCCUCGUCAGGGGUGUCUGGGCCGCAAUGGCCAUUGCCGUGAUUAUCGUCGCCCUGCGAGUAUAUGCGAAGAUCAAGAUUCACCAAUUCCGCGCCGAUGAUGUCUUGAUGAUUAUUUCUAUGAUUCUAGCCGUCAUCGCGACCGUCUUCCUGAAUCUUUCCGUACAUCAUGGAUUUGGUCGAAAUCUCGAAGUCAUGAUAGAGGAGGGAUACAGUUCCGAUGUUCAUGCCGUGCUAAAGUACAUUGCCAUCCAAGUUCCUAUCGUCACUAUCAGCACCACCAUCGCUCGUUGCGCCUUCAUUCUAUAUCUUCUGGCCAUUCUCGGAAACAACAAAACCUACCGAUAUGCGUUGUGGACGGUGAUGAUCUGGCAGCUCGCUGGCAACAUUGUCUCUGCCGUUUUGCCUCUGAGUAUCUGUCGCAAUGUCAACAUCCUGUGGGACUGGACUGUCCAAAACCCCAACUGCGGCAAUACCAUCGCCGUCAUCCAGUUUGCCUAUUACUCCAACAGCGCAAACUCGGCUUGUGAUUUGUUUUUGGCUGUCUUUCCCACACUCAUUUUCUGGAACCUCAACUUGAAAAUGCGUGUCAAGAUUGGUUUGAUCGUCCUCCUCAGUUUGGGUAUAAUUGCCAUGGUCGCCUCCAUCAUCAAAACUACCAAACUCACCUCCGUCCCCGGCGUCACCAACCUCGGCGCCACCGGUGGUCUCGAACUCUUCCGCUGGGGCUACGUCGAGAACUCAAUCAUCAUCAUCACCUCCUCCGUACCCUGCAUUCGCCCCUUGAUCAUGUCCUCAGUUCGCAAAUUCUCUAGCCGCGGCUACUCGCGCUCCUACGAGCUCACGGGACCCCAAACCGGCCAGCGUCGCACGGGACACGAAGAGACCCUACAAACCCGUCGCAAUCGUAGUCGUUUCACAAAUAAGAAUGACACAAUCGACGACACAGGUAGUGUUGAGCGUAUCUUGAGCCCUGGUAACGGCCACGUCAAUACCACUGUCAGCGGACGACGGGAUUCACCGACUCAUGAGGAGCAGGGGAUCACGAAGUUUGUUGAGAUUUCGGUCAUUUCAGGUGAUCAGUUUGAUCGACGAAACCCAUGA
This is a messenger RNA of Talaromyces amestolkiae, 1125 nucleotides long. RefSeq lists its product as uncharacterized. NCBI's taxonomy places the organism in Eukaryota, Fungi, Ascomycota, Eurotiomycetes, Eurotiales, Trichocomaceae. The transcript has 4 exons. The coding region runs from base 1 to 1125 and encodes 374 amino acids. The record is from RefSeq and is a predicted model, not a curated record.